AACACUGCUUAUAAUGGUAACACAAUACUGACUGAACAAAAAAAGCCGCACUUAUUCGGCGUUCAAUUUUUGUUAUUUAUCAAUUUAUUUACAUGUUGAAACUGUGCUAGUAGUAUAAUAUCUUUAAAUCAUCAACGUAACCGGACCUGAAUUAUUCAGGUGGAAAGGUGGAUGCAGCUAAUGCAAUGGAGCUGCAAGCAGUGUUGGUCCUUUGCGGCGUGGGAGUUAUUGUGGUUGCUGUACUAUUGCUAAUGGGGUUGUUUUCAGCCUCUGGCACUAGUUAUGAAGAAGCAAUAGCUCAGCAACGCAAAGCAACAACUGAACUGCUUGCUUUAGCUGAAAAUAAGAACAAACCAAAGAAGAGUAACAAAAAAGCUAAUAAGAAGUUAGCAAAAAAGGAGAAAAACAAGGAUAAUACUGGAUUAGCGACUGGCAGUGAGUUGGAGAGUGAGGCACCAGCUGAGAGUGGCGUUGAUGAUGACGUUGUACCUGCAUCGAAGCCGCAUGUUGAAUUCUGUCCACCAGUAGUUGUUGAUGUCCCUAGGGAUUCCCCUCCAAACAUUAAGAUCCGCAAACGCGGUAAGGAUCCUAAAGUUAAGCCGAUACUAUUAAAUAAAGAGGAUCCGAGCUGCAUUAACGAUCCAAACAUGCUGCCUUCACCCACUACUACAGUCUCCAAUCGUUUCGAGGAGAUGCACCCCAAGGACGAGUUCGAGUUAAUGCAAUCGUCACUCACCACCGAAAAAUUGCCAGAGAAGAAAGAGGAAGUGGUUGAGAAAAAGGAGAAGAAAGAAUCGAAGGUAGUAAAAGGCGGCAAAGCAGCUGUCAAACCGGCGCAGCUUCCUGAACCCGUGAAGGAAGAAGCUGUUCGGGAGCGUCACAACAGCGGCGAUGUACCAAAAGAACAACGUAAAGGUAAAAAAGUAGAGAAAAAAGGCAAUGAGGAGGUGGCAGAGGUCAUUCGCGAGGAGGUGGUUCCUCCAUUGAAUGCCCCACAGCCGAGUGAACUCACCACAGAAAAAUUACUGAAGCAAGCUCUGACUUCCAGUUCUGCACCAUCAGUUGCCUCCUCACCACCAGCCACUAAGAACAAAAAGAAAAAGCCUGAACCCAAUAUUGUGACGCUCAUGGCGGGCGACGGCGGGGCGGGAGUGAACGUGGGCGAACUAGUACGCGUGGUCCGUGAGGCGCCGCUCUCGCGCACAGAGAUACAGAUUCUCACCGACGCGCUGCUUAACAAGCAUCACGACCCACUGCCCGAGCACUCUGAGUGGACUGAGGGGCCGAAUGACCCUAUACAGAAGUUGAAAAAGCAACUUGCUGAAAAGGAGAAAGCUCUUGCCGAUGAAGUGGAAGCUUCACAGGCUCUUCAUGCAAAAUUAAAGGAGUUGAGGGCGACGCUGAACACGGAGCGCGGGCGGGCGGCGGCAGCAGGCCGCGCGGCCGAACAGGCGGCGGCGACGGCGCGCGCCGAGCUGCACACGCUGCAAGCGCGUCUGCAGCGCUUGCACGACGACAACCGCGCCCUGCAGCAGGACCACCACCUCCUUCAGUCUAAACUGAACGCUGAAGGUGAAGCCCAAGCUCAACGAGUUCAAAUGGAGAUGCAUAUUCAAAGAUUGACAGAGAACGAGGCGCAGCUGGUGUCGCAGCUGAACGCGCUGCAGGCGGAGGUGGGCGCGCUGCAGGCGGAGCGCGCGGCGCGCGCCAUGGAGCUGUCGCAGGCGCGCUGCGACGCCGCCUCCGUGCGCGACGCGCUCAUGCUCGCGCAGCAGCACCACGCCGACCUCGCGCAGCAGCUGCAGGAUGCAAAUCGAGUGUGCGGUGAAUAUGCCGAACAGCUUGCGCAACAGGAUUUGAAGUUUUCACAGGAGAGACACACUGCGACAACCGAACAUCAAGCAGAAGUUCAGCGGCUAACAUCACGUGCACAGACGGCAGAGAAUAAUAUAGAAAAACUGAGGGAAGAAGUCGAGAAACAAAAGCAACAGUUGUCAAACGAACUCGCGUCACUGAAAGAACAGUUGAAAGCGCGCGAGUCGGAAUUGGCGGAGCUGAAACAAAUGAAAGUGGUACCUGCACAGAAUGGAUUGCCUCCCACGAAUGCCAGUGAUCAACAUAAGGCCGCGGAACUUGCCAAGGUCGAGAGUGUUGUGGAAUCUCUCCGUAGUGAGUUGGCAAACGCACAAAGUUCCAGCAAGGAGCAACGCGAGCAACUUGCGCGGCUGCAGGAGCAACUCUCUCAAUAUCAACAAAAGAAUAACGAGUUGCGAAUUAAAAACUGGAAAAUAAUGGAGGCAUUACAAUCUGCUGAAAAGUCUCUACAGUCAAAAACAGCCAGUGCGUUGCCGGCCCAAGACUCGCUGCACGAAGCAAUAUCGAAAGCACAGGAAGCACAGUAUAGUGAAGUAGCGAAUGUAUUGCGCGGUGCUUGUCCGGUCGCAGCGCCUAAUUCAGUGGCCGGUCGCGAAUGGCUCCUGUCAUUUGCAAAUAAUCUUAAAAAGGAGUUGGAGAAGAGAGAAACGGAGAGGAAACUUUAUGAGAAAAAGACUUCAAUCCCACAGACUACAACAGCACCGACGACAGAUUCCCGUGUCAAUGAGCUGAUCACAAAGAAUGAACAACUACAGAGUGUCGUCGAUAAUUAUAAGAAAAUUAUAAAUGAUACUGAGGGUGUUCUUAGCCAAUUACAACAAAAUGUAACAUUAGAAGAACGAAGGUGGGCGGAACAAUUGGCAGAAAAACAACGUGAGAUAGAUGAUCUCAGGAGUGCAGUGAUGCAGGAACCUUUGGCCUUCGCAUACUCCUGCAUAGAAAAGACAUUACCUACCAUCACAGCAGAGAUGCAGAAAAAAAUUGACAAUUUACAAGCAGAACUCGAGCGAGUACGAUCUGCUAACCACAACCACAGUUUUACUGAAUCUGAACGGCAUGCAGAGGAAAGGCUAAUGGCUGGAUUGUCAGAUAAAUGUGGCAUUGAUGUGUGCAAUGGACCUUUACAGGUUGGGUUAGAAGAAAAAUAACAAUUAAAUAAUUCAAGAUUAUUUAAAACAGUAUCGGGGUGUCAUUCCUAUUUGACAAACGAAGUCGGGCACAGGUAACGCUUGCGUACAUACGUUGCGUUGCCGCCGUUGGCUCCUUCAACGAUAAGCGCCACGUUUGAACUUUUAAAGUUCUAUUGAAUAAGUCCGUCAGAUAAUACGAUAAACUACGAAAUAUAUUUUACUUUAUACUUGUAUGGAAAGACAUGCACAAAACUACUAAAAGAGUGCUGUUUUAUGAAUCUAAUAAAAGUAUUACCAAUAUAAUAAAGCUCCCUGUAUAUCUGUAUCAUUUAUAUAAAAAUUACCCACAUUAACUUUCAAUGGACACAAUAAGAUGCUCAAGUUAGUAUUAAAAAAUACGUCUUAAUUUUAGAAUAAUUCAAUUUUGAAUGCUUAUGCAUAAUUUUACGAUCAUUUUUUAAAGACAUGGCGUUUGUUAUUUUUGACAGGAAAGAUUUUAGUGACAGAAAGUACGUAAUUGAUGUGUGCAAUAAUAACUAUUUUGUUCGAAAUGAGCAUCAGUGAAGUCCAAUAUUGCAUGCUAUUUCUUUUAUAAAUAUUUUUGUAAACUCGAAUAUGUCUAUAUAACGAUGUAUUUAUUAUACAUAAAGAGUAUCGAUUCAUUUGAGCUAUUAAAGUUUGAUGUUUUAAUGUUAUCAUUUAAGUUAAAUGUUUGUGAUCAAUUUGGCAAUGACUACAAUGUACAUUAGUAUGUUGAUGCUUCCAAUCAUAUUUUAAUAUUAAUAUUGUAACCUAAUUUUACUUUCAAAUUUAUUUAUAAAACAACUUUGAAUAAAAUCGAGCAUAUAUUUACGUAAAAAUCUGAUGUUGAUAAAAUAUUUUUAUUUACUGUGUUUUUUUUUUAAUUAGUUACUACAAAAUGUUAAACAUUUUUAUUGUACAAUAAAAUCUCGAUUAUCCGAAUCAAAUAAAGCCGUAUUCCGUAUAAUCGAAAAUCUAGAUAAUCAAUUUGAAAGUCAAAUCAAACAAUAAUUAAAUUUUAAUAUCUUUUUUUUUAAUAUGUAAAGGGUUUUACAAUUAAAAAUUUUGAUUGGAAAUAAUUAGAUAUCAAUCUUUGAACGUAAUGAAUCACAUCUUUUCAUAGCGGCAAAGUCCCUGAUGCGCUUCAGUUGUAACUGUAUGGGAUUUGAUUCAUCCUCUUUCAAACCUUAUAAAAGCAACAUCUAGAUCUUCAAAAGCUUCUGCGUGAGAUGGUACUUGACAUACGUCACCGGUUUUAGUCUCUUCUUUUUCGUUACUAUUCAAAUUGUUAAUUAUUUCUUCAUCAGUUAAUUAUAGAAUCCAGGAUCUUCACUAUUGCAGUUCAGUCACUCUUGAUAUUUUCUUCAUCACGCCCAUCACCAAUGCUUUCAUCACCAAUGAUUUUCAUUGCUUCUGUAAUUUCUUUGAAAUUGUCUUGCGAUUUAAUUGAAGAAUAGAAUGGAAUCUUUAAUAAUUUAUUUCUAUUUUUGUUUUUUUAUAUUUAUAAUUCAAUACUUUAAUCACAUAAAAUACGUCCAGACAUGGGCUGCACACAUACUCUCUUUUGUAAGAAUCAAGUAAAAACUGCGUUCUCUAGAAUUUAAUGGCUUUACGUUGCUAGCUUCCAUCUUCCUUCUCAAGCAUGCAGGAGAAUUUCAAUGUGUAAUUAGAAUUAUUUUUUAUAUCUGAUAUCGCAGAAGCUCCUGCAUAUAUUUGCGCCAAAUUACUGCUAGAUUCAAUAUUUUUUUUUUAACUGUCAAAUAUUUUUACUUUGUCUUUAAAAGACAACACUACUCUUUUUCGUUUCGAUCUUUAACGCAAAAAGUAAAAAAAUGAACACUAUCGUGCAAAUAAAUGAGAGCUUUAGUACCUACACGUCGGAGGCGGAAAUAAACUUUGAGCCGUGAAUAAGUCCGGAUGAUCGGUAUUCGAAUAAUUGAGAUUCUACUGGAUUAGAAAUUAUGGUUAUUUGAUUGAGUUAAAGGGGCAUACAGAAAAAUUAUGAUAUUAUAAAAGGCCUGAAAUGAUGUAUUUAAUUGGCCCAUUAUUCAUGUAUAGCUGCUAUUACUAAAUUGAGCUUUUUUUUAUUUUGCAGCUGCCGAAUUAUGAGUUAAGUAUUUUUAACGAUUUUAAGGGAUGUUAUUUACUCUUUAGAUUUAUAUUAUUUAUAAAAAAAAAAAUAGCUUUUUGUAUCUAAUGCAUAAUCAUUUCUGUCAGUGCCUUAGGGUAAGAUUUGAAUUAAUUAAACUGACUGUUUCAUUUCUAGUAAUAAUUAAAUCAAAGCUUGAUAGAAUAGGUAAUUGUUUCAGUGUUUAUUUUAUUUGAAUAACGUGGACACAUUUAAUUUAGUACCUAAGUAAAUCAUUGUGUCAAAUGUCCUGAAAAUGAACAUAGUUGUAGUAGUAUGAAAUGUAAUUGUAAAAUAAGUAAGCCACUUUGUAUGAUAAAUUAAUAUAUUAGAUAAAGACAUUAUCAAAUAAAAUAUUUCUUAAUCAUUA
Messenger RNA from Galleria mellonella (greater wax moth), 5524 nucleotides. RefSeq names its product ribosome-binding protein 1. The record is from RefSeq and is a predicted model, not a curated record. Gene Ontology annotation, cellular component: endoplasmic reticulum membrane. The transcript has 22 exons. NCBI's taxonomy places the organism in Eukaryota, Metazoa, Arthropoda, Insecta, Lepidoptera, Pyralidae. Bases 186 to 3023 code for a protein of 945 amino acids.